This is a messenger RNA of Prorocentrum cordatum, 1678 nucleotides long. The record is from the annotation of a GenBank genome assembly. NCBI's taxonomy places the organism in Eukaryota, Dinophyceae, Prorocentrales, Prorocentraceae.
GAUGGCCCUCGACGACCCCGUUAAUAAGGGGGGCCACCACGCCUCUCUUGUGGACCCUAAGGACUUCCCCGAUGGGUCGCUCAUGGCGUUCACGCCAGCGUGCCUGCGCAAAGUGGACGGCGACAGGAAGCUGCCCAUGCUGUCGGAGUGCUUAGUGUGGCCCACUGACUUGACGCGCGUCGAAACAAACAGGUGCCAGAGGGCCAUGCUCGACCGCUCCCUCGAGGCCGUUGGCUGCACCUACGUCGUGAUUAUCGACGAGUCGCCAAGCCAGCUUGUUCUGAAGUCGCGCACGGCAGCGCUCCGCCGCGGCGCGAUCGCGGCGGCGCGCCUUCGACUUGAUGUGCCGCGCAAAGCAAAGUUCCAUGCGGCUCUGCCUCACCUGCCGUGCGCGUGCAUUUCCGGGCUCUUGUGGGGCUUCCGGCAUGCGCGAUUGGUGCGACUCGCGCUCUCAGAGCAGAGGUCGUUUGAGGGUUGCGUGAUCGCCUAUGGCCCCAGGACCUGCGACUUCGUCGCAAAGCUGUCUGCCGCUGCAACUGCUGACCUUAUGGUGUCGUUCGACACUCUGAUGCCCUACGAGCACUAUCUGGAGCACGUGUGGCCCAAGUUCGAGCCUGAGGUCUUGCUCGAGUGGGAGUCGGCACGAACAGGCCUGCUUAACUGCGGGGUGACAGAAAUGCGGAGGCGACUGCCAAAUGGGCCGGCGGACGUGGCAGCCUUCGCGACACUGUGCUGCGAGUGCGUGGAGCCCAACGCCCGCGAGGUCCGCGGGGCCCUCCAGGCACUCGCGAGGGGGGCGCUGGCGGAGGCGCCGGUGGCGGGGGGCACAGUGACGAAAGCGCCCGGGCGCAAGAAGGUGACUCUGCUGGGCGCGUCCUGCAUGAGGGAGGCAGGCGUCAGGUCAUUGCUCUACCUAGCCCGCGCCAAGCUAGCCGCGUUCGACGAUUUCGAGGAUGUCUGCCAGACGGCGGCGACUAAAGAGUACUGGGUCAAGGUCGAAGGGGCCGUCGUUUUCGCUUCUCCUGAUAUGGCGGAGUACAACCGGAGGUUCGGGCGCAUGAUUCCGUUUGUCUAUUCAGCCAUGACGGACGCGGAUAGGCUGGCGCAGGACAACGUGCGCCACCCGCUGGCAGUGGCACGAUCGAUUGCGCUAGUCGUGCUUGACUGCGUGGACACCUUCCCGAGUUGCUCGGGCUUGCUGAUAGGCGGGGAGCUCUCGCCGCUACCCACCCACAGGGGCAUGCGGCUGAAGGGCGUCGCCACAGGAGGGGGUGGCAUUAUCAUGGCCUUCAUCGAGGAGGCGCUACAGCGUGGGCUAAGGCUUGACAUGGGGGCGCAUGCGUGCGGACGAGUCAACCCUCGCCUCUCGCGGCUCGUCACCAAGCGCGACGUGAGAGGGCAGUGCGCACCCGCGCGCGAUGAGAGCUUCACGGGCGUCGACAUCCUGUUCGCGGACGUGUCAUGGAGGUUGGACUUCGAUCUGCGAUCCAGGGCAGACCGUCAUAGAGCGCCCGGGGAGCCUGUGACGUUACUGCACAUCGUGCGCAGGGCGCGAGUGUCGAAUUGCACAGUGCUCAUCACGGCAGAGAGCGGGUUUGCUUGGGAGCACCUGUUCACCUUGUUCAGCCGGGUGUAUGCGUGCCUGCUCGGUGGGGGGCUCGUGGCGGUGUGCCAGUGA